Molecule: messenger RNA, 7226 nt
Organism: Carcharodon carcharias (great white shark)
Lineage: Eukaryota; Metazoa; Chordata; Chondrichthyes; Lamniformes; Lamnidae
Gene: pou6f2
Product: POU class 6 homeobox 2
Exons: 21
Coding region: 108-3227 (1039 amino acids)
Biological process (GO): regulation of transcription by RNA polymerase II
Molecular function (GO): DNA-binding transcription factor activity, RNA polymerase II-specific; RNA polymerase II cis-regulatory region sequence-specific DNA binding
Source: RefSeq, a predicted model, not a curated record
AAAACACGACCAGCCAACGGUACCAAGGAAAGCCACGAAAACUCAGCUGAAGUGAAUCAACCGUGCCUUGCAGGCUGAUUAUUUUGACUGCAAGCGUUGAUUGACAGAUGCAUGGCAGAAACCCCCAUUCUGCUCUUCACAAGAUAUGUAUGAUGGAUAGCGAUCUCUUGGCCCAGCAGGAUACAGGGACCAUGCAUGCUGUAAUUGGUCAGGAUCCCAUGAUUUCUGGACAACAACUCAGCAAACCCUUGCUAUCCCUCCGAGCUGAAAUGAAUGCAGAAUCAAGAGGUGAGGACAAGGCGACCACUUCAGACAAUGAGCUAAGUGAGUCUCUGCUUGUGCCUGUGGAAUCAAAUGACAGCGAGGACACUCCCAGCAAGCUCUUCGGGACCAGAGGAAGCUCGACACAUUCUGAAACCGGCACAACUGACCAACACCAGCCUAGCCAAACGCAUCCUUUUUCAGUCGGGGCACAGCCAUUGUUGACAGCACAACAGCUAGCCUCAGCUGUAGCAGGAGUGAUGCCAACAAGCAAUCCUGCCCUCAAUCAGCCAAUUCUCAUACCAUUUAAUAUGGCUGGUCAGCUUGGCAACCAGCAGGGCCUCGUCCUCACACUGCCAGCUGCCAAUUUAACCAACAUCCAGGGUCUGGUUGCCGCAGCUGCUGCCGGAGGCAUUAUGACAUUACCACUGCAAAACCUGCAAGCUACCUCAUCCCUGAAUUCCCAAAUACAGCAACUUCAACAUCUUCAGCAACUACAACAGCAACAGCAACAACAACAAGGACAGCAACAGCACCAACAGAACCACCAGCUGCCUGGUCAACAGGCCUCAUCCCCUCAAAAACAAAGCCAGUCCCCGGGGCAAGGCCUCCAGUCAACACUAACUCCAACCAAUCCUCUUCAGCAACUUCAACUGCUGCACAGCAAGAUGAGGCCGGUGGUGCCAGUGGCCAAGGUCACUGUCACUCUCAACCUUUAUGCGAUAGGAUCCUCCCAGAUGGGAGCAGGUGACAUUGUAAACAUGCUGCAGUUCACCCUCCGCCGCUGCAUUCGGGAUGCGAUGGAGGCCUUGUACAUAAGGAAAAGAGAGUUCAUCAUUCCAACCAGAGCGGAUACCUGCCAGGGGUACGGUAUUUGCAAUAAAGCAAGGAACUGUCAACUGCAUGCACGUGGCUUUGUGGACCCCACAUGUCAAUGCGCGUUGGAUGCUUUCAAGACAGAAAUCAAUAGAUUUUGUUUGACAAAGUAUAUCAAGAGCUUUGGAGCAAAGCUUUUGGAAUUUAACUGUGAGCACAUGGGUUUCCCAGGUUUCCUGGAGCUUGUCCGUGAAACCAAGCACUUACAUGUGGUGCAACCUCUAAGGCUUCAACAGAGGUCGAAGCACACCGCUCAGAUCCCUGCUCUGACUGCUGAGAUGCUCUUGGUCAACAUACCCUGGGUUUUGGAGCCUGUUGCCACUCUUUCCAUGCACAAAGGCACCAUCACAAAGGCCUGUAACAUCAUGUCACGAAUGGUUGAGAUGGAUUCCUCCAGUCUCUCUGCAAAGGUGCACAAUGCAGCUGGAAUGCCUCUACCUGAGCAACGCUGCAGCGUGCAUUUCAAGCUGACUGGCCAUUCAUUGGCCAGCCAGCGUGAAAUCGCGGUCGAAGCCCGAUCGCGGUUGGCUUUCCGACCACUUCCGGGCUCGCCCACUGAGCCCACCCGACCACCGGAAAACCUGAUGGGUCUCACAUUGCCAUUGGCAGCACUAAAGAAAAUUGGCUGGGAGAUCCUUGUGAAGAAGGAGUCACUGACCUCAGCAAAUCUGACUAAUUUGCUUCAGGGUUGUCACCAGCCAUGUGAGGUCUGCCAAUGGGAGCCAGUGAUACAGGGUGUAAUUGACAGCACUCACGUGGCCCUUAGCGCUCCCUGGCAACAGCUGGCUACAUUUGUAAAUCAGAAGGGGUUUCACUCUCUUAACGUGCAAGUUGCCUGUGACCACCGGAAAAGAAUUGUGCAGGGACUAGGACUCCCAAGUCCCUUUGUGCCACCUAGCCCGCUGCAGCUGGUUAAUAACCCUUUGGCAAGCCAAGCAGCUGCAAUGGGUUCCAUAGCUGGCUCUCAGGCCUUCAACACUGCUCUCUCCAGCCUGCAAGGGAUGACUUCUCAGUUGGUGACAAAUGCACAAGGCCAGAUAAUUGGAACGAUCCCACUGAUGUCAAACCCAACUGUGUCAUCCAAUCAAAAUACAGGUGGGACUCAAGGCAUCCAAGUGCAGCCAAUCACCCCUCAACUUCUGACUAAUGCACAAGGUCAGAUCAUUGCCACAGUGAUUGGGAAUCAAAUUUUGCCAGUGAUCAAUACACAGGGAAUAACACUGUCACCCAUAAAACCGGGCCAGCAGCAGCAGCAGCAGCAGCAUCCGCAGGUAGGCCAGCCAGUGUCCCAGGCAAACCUUCUGCACAUGGCACAUGGGCAGCCCUCUCUCGCACAAAGCCCAGUGCGUCAAGCUUCUUCCUCUUCCUCUUCAUCCUGUUCUUCUUCAGCUCUGAGCGUUGGACAGUUAGUCAGCAAUCCACAAACAGCAGCCAGUGAAGUCGACGGAGUGAACCUUGAAGAAAUUCGUGAGUUUGCAAAAGCAUUUAAAAUUCGGCGCCUGUCUCUUGGUCUGACACAGACACAGGUUGGACAGGCCUUAAGUGCCACUGAGGGACCAGCAUACAGCCAAUCUGCAAUCUGCAGACACACCAUCCUGAGAAGCCACUUUUUCCUACCACAGGAUACCCAAGAGAGCUCUAUAGCUAGCAGUCUGACAGCCAAACUGAACCCUGGCCUUUUGUAUCCUGCCAGGUUCGAAAAGCUGGACAUCACCCCUAAAAGUGCCCAGAAGAUUAAGCCCGUUCUUGAGCGGUGGAUGGCUGAGGCUGAGGCCCGCCACCGAGCAGGAAUGCAGAAUCUAACUGAAUUUAUCGGCAGUGAACCCUCCAAAAAGCGCAAGCGGCGGACGUCUUUCACCCCUCAGGCCCUGGAGAUCUUAAAUGCCCACUUUGAAAAGAAUACACACCCAUCAGGGCAGGAAAUGACGGAAAUUGCCGAGAAACUGAACUACGAUCGGGAGGUGGUUAGAGUUUGGUUCUGCAACAAGAGACAAGCGCUGAAAAACACAAUUAAACGCUUAAAACAAUCCGAGUCCUCGACAGGGCUGGCCAUGGAACCACUCACAGACUCUUUCGAAGAAGCCUCCUAAAAACAAAAAGGUCCACCAAUAAGUCGUGAAGCAAACGUCUUUGGAAAAGUCCUUGCGCAUCUCCUGCGAGGAAAAGACUGCAAAUUGCUGUGUUGACACAUUUCCAGACUGUCCAUUUACUAUUGAGAAAAGCAACACGACACAUUAUUGUGCGGUAGAAUUAGUUUUAACAAAUAAAAAAAACAGUCGUUCAGCAGACUGAAACUGAACCAAAUAGACACUUCAUGUACUGUAAAAUAUUUGACUGAAAAAACACCUUCCAUGAGUUACAGAGAGCUCUGUAUUUCACACAAGAACAACAUCUGAAGUAGUGCCUGUCAUUGUCAGGUACCAAGUGCUGCAUUAAUAUUAAUUUGUUAACCAAAGUCAGAAGCAAAGCACCAGAAUCAAGUUAAUAGCCUACUGUUUUUGAGUGUAUAUUGUGUUAAAGUUUUUACAUUUGUAAUUACUAAAAUUGGAUGAAUUACUUUUUUUCCCUUUCACAGGUUGUGUCCGUUUGUCGUGUUGGGGUAACACAACUGUAGAAGCCAUUAAUUACAAGGUUGUCAUUUUGUCUUCUGUGCUAUUGUAAGACCAGAAAUGUUCAUAUGCCAACAAUUUCUAUGUAAUUUGGCAGUUGCCAGUGUUUCUAUGUGAUGGGUUUUAAAUUGCACUGUAUUUUAGUAGUGCAAAACAAAAGGGAAUUGUGCACAUCGCCAGUAAUGUGAUGUUGGUUGUCCCUUCUUUACAAAAAUGGGCCAUGAGUGUGAAGCGGUUCUAUUUAGCAGUCUUGUAUCACAACCUCAGUUGUUUGUGUAAUUGCAACAUCAAUGUGAAUUUUGUGUGCAAAGCAAUUUUUUUUCCAAAGCCUGUUAGCCAAAGAAUUUCAAUAGCAUAUGGUUAAGUGCAAAAUGACAAAGGUUAAAUGAGAAAUUAGGACUGGGUCAUGACCACAUCAAGGGCUGCUUCUAUUGUCAGACAUAUUUAUUCAGAUGAAAUAUUAGAAGCACAGAGUUACAGUAACUGGUAAUCCAAUUUAUUUUACAGCUCGUGUUUAUCUUACUGAACUUUAGAUUGUUGAACAUUUAUCAGUUUGCCAGAUCCAAAAUGGAAGCACAUAGAUGCACUCACACAGCCACAUGCAUAUACAAACACAUGCAUGCAAACAUGCGCACACACUAAUAUGCAUGCGCACACACAGACAUACAGACACACACAGGUACACAUGCAUACUCUUUAAUUACAAAUGUAGUAUUUCUUUUGUUGGCCAGAAUAACUGACUCAACUAUGCCAAAAAAAGACAUUACCUAAAAAUUAUGUUACUUGGUUAAUUUAGCAACAGUUUAGGCAUACAAAGUGCCUAAACCAUGAGAUACUUUAACUAUGUCUAAGGAACAUUGGUUCUCACAGUGCUCAGUAUUUAUGACCAAAGUUAGUUUAUAGAAAAGAGCAUUGAGAAUGAAUUCCAAGUUUUUAUCUUCCGGUAGCAUGGGGCCUUGUGUUCAUCAGAUGAUUUAAUAACUCGUCUGCAGUAUAUUUUUCUUUUGGCACAAUGGAUCUCCACCAGCAUUAAAUGUCAAAGACACAAAUGAAAAGUGAUUAUUUCACAUUGCAUUAUUCAGUUGUUAUUUACUGAACUUUGCAAAUUAUAUUUAGGUCAAAAUUUGACAGUUUUAGCUUUCAUGUGGAGAAUGAAGUUGUCAUGUGAAUAUUGAUAGCAUCAAACAGGGCAAACCAAUUGUUAUGACAAAUAGGUAUACAGAUAUUAUGGAAAUAAUGAUUCUUAAUCAAAUUUUCCUAGCACUGACUAGUUUUUUUCUCUACAUGUAUUUCAUCCUAACCUAAGAAAAGAAACAAUCAGUAGUGCACAUCCAAAAUGGAUAAACAGAAUCUUUUGCUGAAAUUGUGACCCACGCAAUGCAUGGUUUUGAAUCUGAAAAGUGCAUUAUUGAGUAGGUAACUGUUACUUCUGCUUGCAUAGUGUGCAUCCUCUUUAAUUCAAGAUCAAAUAAGAUGAUUUAAAGAAAACCAGUGAUUUUUCCCACAUUGAGCAGAUUUUUUUCUCAGUUGGAUUGGCACAAGCAUAACUGAUAAACUUAACUGUAUAGCCUUUGUCUGUUGAGCAGUCUUGACAACUAUAUGCAUUGAAGGGGACUCAUUGGUUUGACCAUGACUCAAAGCAACACAAUAUGUACUUCGCAGAGGGUGCAAAACAGUUACGUAGAAGUUAUUUGCAGAUGGUACAGAUGCCAAGCCAGGGGAGAGCAAGUCAGGAGGGAUGAUUGAAUUCUUGAUAAAAGUGAUAGGCUUUGAGAAUGUCUUUAAAGGUGGAAUAAUUCAGGGAGGGAGUUCCAGACAGUAAGGCCAAGAUGGCUGAGGCUCUGAAUGACAUUUGUCACAUAGGAACCAAACACUUUAUCUGGUAAAUUAUUGUUCAUCCCAAAAAUGUCCAACUGGUGAAAAGAGUUGGGCAAUAAUGAAAUAACGUGCAUCAAAUAGUGAACAUAAUAAUAAGAUUGUUGUAGAGGACACAACAGUUGGGAAAGUAGCAUCCCUGAGGCCAAGUGAUUUAACUGCAGUCUGUUAGAAGGUACAUGUCCUUUCAAAGGAGCCACCGCCCAACAUAAUGGAGGAGAAAAAAAAUCACAAAGAGAUGACUAAAAAGAAAUUAUAAUUUUAUCUGGACAUUUAGCUCACUGCCACCUUGAAGGUUUUAUUAAACACAAGCUCCUCAAGGCCUAAUGGUCAAUGGUGUCAUUACUGAUAAGGCACACCCUUCAGGGUGUUAUUGCAGAACUGUAUCGUACAGCAGUCUGAUCAUGACAAUGUGACUGGUACGAUCUUUGUAGGACUGGAUUGCUUACCUGGUGGUAAGUCCUUGAUUAGAUUUACCAGUUGAAUUAUAGAAAGAUGUUUUUCAAUGAUGUAGCAGUACAAUCCAAGACAUACUGUACAACCAUUUGUAAAGAGAAGUAAACCAAUAUUACAAAGAACACCACUGGCCAUCAAGAGAGACUUUGCAGUUCGGAUAGCUGCUGUUUACAUUCAUUGUGCGUCUUACCUUAAUUCCAUAUUUAUUUUCCUUUUCUUCAGUAACUCGUGUAUGUCUGUCCCCUUCAGCAUCUUUGUUUAAGUAUAGCUGCAAGCUAAGAGAUUCUGAAGAAUCUAAUAUUUGAAAAGGUUUAACUCAUUUGACUCAUUUCCACCACAUUAAUGGAAAUGAGGCAUACUGAAUGGAACUGGGGAAGAUAAGUAGAGGCUUAAUGUAACUCAAGCUGUAACCAAAUAUAGAAUCAAAAUGCCUUUGCUCAUCUUAUCAAUGCUGGACCAAAGCUCAGAGUAAAUGGGUAUAGGUAUAUGCACAUUGUAUAGAUGUGGCUCGAUAUUACAGACAAUCUCACAAUAUUAAACUGUUACUUUUUAAAUCUCUUUAUAAAUGCUUUACCUCAACACUCUACUUCUAGAACCCUAAAUUACAACAUUCAAAACUACUAAUUUCCUUAUUAGACUUUGAUCAAUUGAGUAAAAUAUGUUUGGGUUGAAGUUUGCAUUGUUCUCAGCUGAAUGUGAAAGUCAUGUGUUUGCUUGUUUAUAAAUUAAGAAAGCUCUAUGUGUAGCACAGUGUCCAUUAAUUCAUUUGCAAAUGAACAUUUUGCUAAAAGCUAUACAAUUGUUGCCAGGGUCAUUUAAAUAAAUUGCUGCAGAGAGUUUGGGUGUGAAACACACCACUGUUACACUGACAGUAAGAAGAUUAUCCUGUUGGAGCUUCAAUGGAAUGGAGGUUAAAAACUGGAGCCAGAGACCAAAUUCACCAGGUCAAGAUCCUUACUGCUCAGACACUUAAACCAAAGCUGACUUACCUGCACAGGUUGCUUACCUUUUAUAGACUGAAAAUACUGUACUUUAUCUACAGCAAUAUCUGUAUGGUCAGUUAAGCUGCACUUUGUGUAUUUCUAAACAGCUUCAGAUCUGUCACUUUUACUUUGUAUCAUAAAAAAAUAAACAAAACAUUUGAAAUGA